GCUGAUUGGCUGCGGGGGGUUGAAUGUAAGAUGGCGCCCAGGGAGCUGUGAGGGGAAAAGACUCAGGGCCGAGGCAGCGGCGGCGGCGGGGCCGGGAACGUUACAAGUCUAAGAGCUCAGGACAAGAGCAGCAGAAAUACAUGCAACAUGGUGACUGGAACCCUGAGGACCUUGCAAUAUGAAUAAUUCUCUGGAGAACACCAUUUCCUUUGAAGAAUACAUCCGUGUGAAGGCACGAACGAUCCCCCAGCACAGGAUGAAGGAGUUUCUAGACUCCCUGGCUUCCAAGGGGCCAGAAGCUCUGCAGGAGUUUCAGCAGACGGCCACCACCACAAUGGUGUAUCAGCAGGGUGGCAACUGCAUUUACACGGACAGCACAGAGGUGGCUGGGUCUUUGCUUGAACUUGCUUGUCCCGUGACAACCAGUAUCCAGCAGCAAACUCAGCCAGAGCAGCAGAUACAGGUUCAGCAACCCCAGCAAGUCCAGGUUCAGGUCCAGGUCCAGCAGUCACCGCAGCAGGUCUCCGCCCAGCAGCUCUCUCCGCAGCUCUCUGUCCAUCAGGCUUCGGAGCAGCCAAUACAGGUCCAAGUGCAGAUCCAAGGCCAGGCUCAGCAGCAGGCAUCCCAGACAAUACAGAGUCAGUCUCUUCAGAGCCCCAGCCCAUCGCAGCUGCAGGCGGCUCAGAUCCAAGUGCAGCAUGUGCAGACUGCCCAACAGAUCCAGGCUGCAGAGCUACAGGAGGAACACAUACAACACCAGCAGAUCCAGGCCCAGCUUGUGGCAGGACAGGCCAUUACUGGUGGCCAGCAGAUACAGAUCCAAACAGUCGGGGCACUGUCACCUCCACCUUCUCAACAAGGCUCCCCACGAGAGGGAGAGAGGCGGAUCAGCUCUGCCAGUGUCCUUCAGCCAGUGAAGAAACGUAAAGUGGAUAUGCCUAUUACUGUGUCAUAUGCUAUUUCAGGGCAGCCGGUUGCCACAGUGCUGGCCAUUCCUCAGGGCCAGCAGCAAAGUUACGUCUCUUUAAGGCCAGACUUGUUAACAGUGGACAGUGCCCACCUGUACAGUGCCACUGGGACCAUUACUAGCCCCACUGGAGAGACUUGGACCAUCCCUGUUUACUCCGCUCAGCCACGUGGUGACCUUCAGCAGCAAAACAUAACCCACAUUGCCAUCCCUCAGGAGGCCUACAAUGCCGUCCACGUCAGUGGCUCACCAACGACACUGGCUACCGUGAAGCUGGAAGACGACAAGGAUAAGAUGGUGGGAAGUACUUCGGUAGUGAAGAACUCUCACGAGGAAGUGGUGCAGACUCUUGCUAAUUCAAUCUUUCCAGCACAGUUUAUGAAUGGCAACAUCCACAUUCCAGUGGCAGUGCAGGCUGUGGCAGGGACAUACCAGAACACGGCACAGACAGUGCACAUAUGGGACCCGCAGCAGCAACAGCAGCAGCCCACACCCCAAGAGCAAGGGCAGCAGCAGCAACUACAAGUCACUUGCUCAGCUCAAACUGUUCAGGUUGCUGAAGUUGAACCACAGCCACAGCCGCAGACUUCACCUGAACUUCUACUUCCAAACUCUCUGAAGCCGGAAGAAGGUCUUGAAGUGUGGAAAAGCUGGGCACAGACCAAGAAUGCAGAGCUGGAAAAAGAAGCUCAAAAUCGACUAGCACCUAUUGGAAGGCGUCAGCUGCUGAGGUUCCAGGAAGAUCUCAUCUCUUCAGCUGUGGCUGAGCUGAAUUACGGUCUGUGCUUAAUGACACGAGAAGCUCGAAAUGGUGAUGGUGAACCCUACGAUCCAGAUGUGCUCUACUAUAUUUUCCUGUGUAUUCAGAAGUAUCUCUUUGAAAACGGCCGAGUUGAUGACAUCUUCUCAGAUCUCUACUAUAUUCGUUUCACUGAAUGGCUGCAUGAAGUUCUCAAGGACAUACAGCCCCGUGUUUCACCUCUUGGUUACAUCCUCUCCAGUCAUGUAACAGAGGAAAUGCUGUGGGAGUGUAAGCAGCUUGGAGCUCACUCCCCUUCCACCUUGCUCACUACACUGAUGUUUUUCAAUACAAAAUAUUUCCUGUUGAAAACAGUAGACCAGCACAUGAAGCUGGCCUUCUCCAAGGUGCUGAGGCAGACCAAGAAGAACCCUUCUAAUCCCAAGGAUAAAAGCACGAGUAUCCGCUAUAUGAAGGCUCCAGGCAUGCACCAGACAGGACAGAAAGUUACAGAUGACAUGUAUGCAGAGCAGACAGAGAAUCCAGAGAACCCUCUGAGGUGUCCGAUAAAGCUGUAUGACUUCUACCUCUUCAAAUGCCCCCAGAGUGUGAAAGGCCGGAAUGACACGUUUUACUUGACACCGGAGCCAGUGGUGGCCCCCAACAGCCCUAUCUGGUAUUCCAUCCAGCCGAUCAGCAGAGAGCAGAUGGAGCAGAUGCUCACCCGGAUCCUGGUGAUACGAGAGAUUCAGGAAGCUCUUGCCGUGGCUAAUGCCAGCACCAUGCACUAAGGCAUCCUUUGUGGCUCAGAAGGGGUGGGGCAGGGUGAUGGGGGAGGGACAAGCAAAGAGAAAUUGUACAGACUUUUACACUAAAGGAGAUGCCUAAGUUUUUGGUUUUUUUAUUGGUGUAGUUAUGAAGCCCUUUUAGGCUUCUUCUCUUUAAAAGAAUCUAAAGGAAAACCUACCCAUUGUGUAUCCUACCCAACACACCAAACUGUUGGAACCAUUGGAGGCUGCAUAUCCCCUGCAAGCUGGGAGCUGUGGAAAGCUGCUGGUUGACUCUGGGUUUUUUUUUUAUGAUGUAGAAAAUAUGAACUACAGGAUUGGCCUGGUUGGCCAGGGCCUCUGUCUCCUUGGAGCACGUGCAGCCUAGAGGGCACAGAAUGAUGGAUGGACCUGCUCAGCCAGUGGAGGAGAGGCAGGCAUCUUCUUUUCUUGUGCUUGGACGUUAAUUUGCUGAUAUCUUGGAAGAAAGAGGAGAGAGUGAACUGCAAUUAUGAUUUAUACAAAAAAAAAACAAACCAACAAUUUCUAUUCAGACCUUUAAGUGACAUUUUUAGAUGUUAAAAGUACAAACUUUACCACACUCUUCUUUUUUGGCCUAACAUUGAGGCCUUAAACCUUGAGGCUUCUGUGCCUGAUGGAAUUCUUGUAACAUACACUUGUGUAUCAUAUAAAGAUACCACCCUGUUUCUCUUAUGUAUUCUUACUCUAGUUGUUUAUUAAGAAUGACGAGCACGUCUUUUCAACA
Chiroxiphia lanceolata (lance-tailed manakin) is the source of this 3239-nucleotide messenger RNA. It is a transcript of the gene QRICH1, whose product is annotated as glutamine rich 1. The record is from RefSeq and is a predicted model, not a curated record. The transcript has 11 exons. The coding region runs from base 179 to 2497 and encodes 772 amino acids. NCBI's taxonomy places the organism in Eukaryota, Metazoa, Chordata, Aves, Passeriformes, Pipridae.